AUGAUAAGGUUGAAAACCAAAAACAGUAUUUCACUAAAUAAUUCACAAAUUUCUUCAAUAUCAUUUCUAGCAGCAAGUACAUCCCUUUCAACAUCAAACACGUCAACAACAAGAAGAAUAGUUAAUGUUAUACGAUCAGAUAUAUCUUCUAUUACAUCUUUUAAUCAAACACCAAGUAAUAAUAUUACUAUUUACAACAAAGAUGGUUUUGUUAAAUUUGAAAAUCAUCGAAAAUUUACAAUCGAUCCGAAUGAAUGGACGAUUUCUCAAGUUGGAAAAUUUAUUCGACAUUUAACAAAUGAUUUCAUUGCAAGAGCUUUUUUAGAAAUUGAUAUUGAUGGAAAAGCUUUAUUAUUAUUAAUAAAAGGUGACUUAUUGUAUAAAAUGAGAAUUAAAUUAGUUUCAUCAAAAGAAAAAAAAAAACUAUUAAAUGAAAUAACAAAUUUACAUAAACAUUUUUUUAUAAUGUUCUUCAUUUUGUACAAUUUUUUUUUGUUUAUUAAGUACAAAUAAAAGGAAAAUCUCUAACUUAUUUAAAAGGGUAUUGAAAUAGAAAAUGUUAAAAGGUUUACUUGCUAAAAGAUUGAAUAUGCAUAUUGUGGUUACUUCAAUAGAAACAAAUGAUUAAAUCACUAAAAUAUUUUUAUCAUCACAUCUUUUCACCAUUAUGAAUAGGAAAAAUGAUAUGAAAAAAAUCACAAUGUAUUCUAAAAUAUCUGCUAAUUAAAGGUAUGUUUAAUCAUGAAAUGAUAUAACUUGAGUUAUUAUUGUGAUUUAUGAUUUCAAGAUCAACCGGAAACACUAGUGGAAUGAAUUCAAAUUCUGAGAUUUUGCUUUCUCAUAGAAAAUAACAAAUUUCAGUUUCAUUCAAAGAGAAUUAUUGUUUAGAAUAAUUAUAUUCAUUUUCUUCUUGAUCUAAAAUCACUCGUGAAAGCGUUAUUAAAUAAAAACCUUUAGUUCCAAUUUAAAUCAAAUUAAUCAAUUAUUUAUAUGUGUUUAAAGGAGAAAUAUUUUAGAUAAUGAAUUAUGGUAUAAGAAUACAAAAGCAUUUGGGAUGUAAUUAUAUAUAUUGGGAGAAGAUCUAUUUUGCUUAAGUUUUGUUCAAAGAGAAAUUACGAAUAUUUUAAUUUUUGAAGAUUAAUUCUUCAAUGAAUUGAUUCAUAAUUUCAUUAAUAUUUUGAAAUUACAUUGGUUUAAAUGAAUAAAGUCAAUAAACUAUGAUUAAUGAUAGGAAUAAGUUUAGUUGACAUGUUCUUUUAUUUAUUUAUGCUUGUUGUCAAGCCACAAGUACACUGCUCUGACUGAAUCACAGCAUUUACAAUUACAAAAAAUAACCCCAAUCUAACCUAUAUUCAUAAUCUCUGUUCAUGUCCUGGAGCCACGCAUUGAUGUUAUGCGCGAAAUUCUCUCCAUCAUAGAGCGGUCGAAAUGUGACAUGUGAUAAAUGUUUGCUUUGUUCCAGUAUUAUUGUGGCAUCGUCCAAGUCUUGAAUUUCAAUAUCAAGUUGCUUGAUAUGGUGAGGUAAUUUCAAACCGAUAGUAUUGAAAGUUAUUAACAUCAUUUUCUCAGAAUCAUGACGAGUAAACAAUGUCAUUCCAUCAUAAUUAUUACAAAUUAUUCAUAUUGAACGAAGAUUCAAUGCUCGCUUAUACAGAACAUCCAUUUCAACAUCAAAACUUACAGCAAAGUUGCAUUCAUAUUGGAAAUUCAAGCAUAUUGUUUGAAGUUUCGAUAGAUUAAUAAUUGUUGAAAGAUGUUCAAUUGAGUUGAUAAAUCAUUCUUGAGUAAUCAUCAGUGUAAGUUCUAUAACAUAUUGAAAUAUAUAC
Messenger RNA from Rotaria sp. Silwood2, 1826 nucleotides. Lineage: Eukaryota; Metazoa; Rotifera; Eurotatoria; Philodinida; Philodinidae. The record is from the annotation of a GenBank genome assembly.